Messenger RNA from Trichoplax adhaerens, 2280 nucleotides. RefSeq lists its product as uncharacterized. Gene Ontology annotation, molecular function: calcium ion binding. The record is from RefSeq and is a predicted model, not a curated record. The transcript has a single exon. NCBI's taxonomy places the organism in Eukaryota, Metazoa, Placozoa, Uniplacotomia, Trichoplacea, Trichoplacidae. Bases 1 to 2280 code for a protein of 759 amino acids.
AUGUUUUUAUUUGUAGAUAUCGACGAGUGUAAUUCCCGUCCAUGUUUGAAUAAUGCAACUUGUACUGAUAGGAUUAAUAACUAUACCUGUACUUGUCAAGCUGGUUUCAGUGGUAAUAUAUGCUCAACAAAUAUUAACGAAUGUGCUUCCCAACCUUGUAUUAAUAACGGCCAGUGCAUGGAUCUUAUCAAUGAAUAUCAGUGUAGUUGUAUGCCUGGCUUUACUGGAGAUCAUUGUGAAACGAAUAUGAACGAAUGUGCUAGUAAUCCUUGUGAGAUUACAGGCACCUGUAUCGAUGGUAUUGAUGGCUAUAAUUGCUCUUGUUUAGCUGGUUAUACGGGGACUGAUUGUGAACUAAAUGUUAAUGAAUGCGACAGUAAUCCUUGUCUUAACAGUGGUAUAUGUCAUGAUUUUGUUAACGGAUAUAAUUGUACAUGUAUUUCUGGCUAUACCGGUUCCAUAUGCGAAGUCAAUAUUGAUGAGUGUUUCAGUAAUCCUUGUCAAAAUGAUGCUAGUUGCACUGAUUUAGUGGCUGGAUAUAACUGCACAUGCUUAAAUGGAUAUAUGGGCACUUUAUGCCAAACGAAUAUUGAUGAAUGCCAGUCUAAUCCUUGCAUGAAUGAAGGUAUAUGUAUUGAUGACAUUAAUAGCUACAAUUGCUCAUGUAUGCCUGGAUAUACUGGCUCACUUUGCAAAAUUGAUAUCAACGAAUGUGAUAGCAUGCCGUGCAUCAACGAAGGCACAUGCUUCGACUUAAUCAAUAACUAUAACUGCAGCUGUGCUGCAGGUUUUACUGGAUAUGAUUGUGAAAUCAACAUCGAUGAAUGCAGUAUUACUCCGUGCCUCAAUAAUGCUACAUGUGUCGAUCAGGUUAGCGCAUACAAUUGCACAUGCUUGCCUGGCUAUGCUGGCGAUCGCUGCGAAACAGAGUUAAUGGAGUGCGAUAGCAAUCCAUGUCUUAAUAGUGGAAUUUGUUAUGAUUAUCCUAAUCAAUAUAAAUGUGCCUGCAUGUUUGGCUUUACUGGUAAAAACUGCGAAACUAACAUUCAUGAAUGCGGUAGUAGUCCUUGUAUUAAUGGCGGUACUUGCUUAGAUUUAAUUAACAGUUAUAACUGUACUUGCGAAGCUGGAUUUAUUGGCACACAUUGUGAAAUCAAUGUUAAUGAAUGUGGAUCUAGUCCGUGUAUCAAUGGUAGUUCCUGUAAUGAUCUUGUUAAUGGCUAUAGUUGUACCUGUCGUAGCGGUUUUACCGGCAUCUAUUGUCAGAGUAAUAUUGAUGAAUGUGUAAGCCUACCAUGUAUGAAUGGGGGAACCUGCACAGAUUCUGUCAAUGGUUACAGAUGCAAGUGCGUAGCAGGAUAUACUGGAGUAAUCUGUCAGACCAAUGUUAACGAAUGUGCAAGUUCUCCUUGCCUAAAUUCUGGAAACUGUAUGGAUCUUGUAAAUGGAUUCAAUUGUUCUUGUGCAUUGGGCUAUGCUGGAAUUACAUGCCAGACUGAUAUUAACGAGUGUCAAAGUAAUCCUUGCCAAAAUUCUGGAAUAUGUAGCGAUAUUGUUAAUGGUUAUACCUGUUCGUGUCGAUCUGGUUAUACAGGAGGUAUUUGUCAAACUGACAUUAACGAAUGUGCAAGUGGUCCAUGUCAGAACCUUGCUAUAUGCGUUGAUCUACCUAAUCGCUAUAAUUGUUCAUGCUAUCCUGGCUUUGAUGGUGAUCGCUGCCAAAGUAAUAUUAAUGAAUGCCAGUCAGAACCCUGUAUGAAUUUAGGUACAUGUAGUGAUUUAAUAAACUCGUAUAGUUGUGCAUGCAGAACUGGAUUUACUGGUGCAAGUUGCCAAACCAAUAUCAACGAAUGUCAGAGCCAGCCUUGCGCUAAUGGUGGAACGUGUAUCGAUUUAGCAAAUGGCUACUCAUGUAAUUGCAAAAACGGUUAUACUGGCGCCCAGUGUACUAUUAAUAUCAAUGAAUGCGCAUCUAAUCCUUGCCUUAACAAUGCUUAUUGCAUAGAUUUAGUCAACAAGUAUAACUGUAGUUGUAGUGCAGGUUACAGCGGUACCUUCUGCCAAAUCAACAUUAAUGAAUGCGCUAGCUCACCCUGCAGCUUUGGAAUUUGUUUGGAUUUAAUCAAUAGUUAUCGUUGUAGUUGUUCUUCUGGCUAUACUGGGUUAUAUUGCCAGUCGGAUAUCAACGAAUGUGCAUCAUAUCCUUGCUUGCGAAAUGAAAACUGUAUUGAUGGAGUUAAUGGAUACACAUGCCAACCAAGUGCGUAUAGUAGUACAUAA